AGGCUAGAUUGGCCCUUGUAGUCAAUAUCAGCGUUAUUACGGGAGGUGCGCAUCCCGCCGCUCGUCUGUCCGUGUGUUUACCUCGCCGCCCGUCCCUGCCAACCUCUUCCCCGCCGCCCGCCCGACACAAUGGUCAAGGUCAAGUGCAGUGACCUUCGCAACAAGAAGAAGGAUGAGCUCCUCAAGCAGCUGGAGGAGCUCAAGCAGGAGCUGUCCGGCCUGCGCGUGGCCAAGGUGACCGGCGGAGCGGCCUCCAAGCUCUCCAAGAUCCGUGUUGUGCGCAAGUCCAUCGCCCGCGUCAUGAUCGUCAUCAACCAGAAGACUAAGGAGAACCUCAGGAAGUUCUACAAGAACAAGAAGUUCAAGCCCCUGGACCUGCGCCCCAAGAAGACCCGAUCCAUCCGCCGUGGCCCGACCCGCCGGGAGCUGCAGAUCAUGACCUGCAAGGAGUCCAAGAGGAAGUGGAACUUCCCCAUGAGGAAAUAUGCUGUCAAGGCCUAAAUAAAUAUUUGAUUGUAGAAACAGAA
This is a messenger RNA of Eriocheir sinensis (Chinese mitten crab), 527 nucleotides long. RefSeq names its product 60S ribosomal protein L35-like. The coding region runs from base 130 to 501 and encodes 123 amino acids. The record is from RefSeq and is a predicted model, not a curated record. Gene Ontology annotation, cellular component: cytosolic large ribosomal subunit; ribosome. Gene Ontology annotation, biological process: translation; maturation of LSU-rRNA from tricistronic rRNA transcript (SSU-rRNA, 5.8S rRNA, LSU-rRNA). Gene Ontology annotation, molecular function: mRNA binding; structural constituent of ribosome. The transcript has 4 exons. NCBI's taxonomy places the organism in Eukaryota, Metazoa, Arthropoda, Malacostraca, Decapoda, Varunidae.